AUCUGACGUCACCUCGCAGAACCUAGCAACAGCGCAGGCUCCGGGGCCGAGUCCGUUAUGGCUGCCGCCGCCCUGGGCAGAAUGUACGGGGCUGCACGAGAGAAGCUGUGCCCCGGGCUGGGCGCCCGGGGCCUCGGAGCGCUGGCGCGAUCACUGGUUCUGGCGUUGUUGCUCGCGCCCGUCCUGUGCUCUGAUACAUCAGAGAAUACUGCAAACAACAUUACCACUUCUCCUCCAGAUGUGCUGAUGCCUGGAAACCACACCAAACCUGCUUCCCAGGUCAGCACCACACUCACCUCAGCCAGUGCAGAGAGAAACAGAGGCAGCUCUGUGGCACCCACGCCAUCUGCUGCUCCGUCUGUGCCCCAGGACGAGGCUGACAGCAACGAAGAUCCCAGCAUGGAGGAGGAGGACCUUCUGGCGCUCAACAGUUCCCCGGCCACAGUCAAAGACACCCUGGACAAUGGCGACUAUGGAGAGCCAGACUAUGACUGGACCACCAACCCCAGGGAUGAGGAACCUGAAGACAUUAACAUUGCGAUAAGCAAGGAGAGCGGGCGAUUUCGAAGCUUCCAGGACUCAGUGCAGGUCGUGAAGCUCCCUCCCCCCAGCAGAGAGGAUAGUCAUUUCUUUUUUCAUCUCCUUAUUUUUGCUUUCUGUGCAGCUGUUGUUUAUGUUACCUAUCACAACAAAAGGAAGAUUUUCCUCCUAGUUCAAAGCAGAAAGUGGCGUGACGGCUUGUGUUCCAAGACUGUGGAGUACCACCGGUUGGACCAGAACGUGAACGAGGCCAUGCCUUCUCUGAAGAUCACCAAUGAUUACAUUUUCUAAAGCACUUGAUUGGCGUUUGCUUAUUAUGCUGUUCUAUUUGCUUAACUUUUCUAUGCUGUGUAGAUGUUUGCCACAGGCGAGUGGUACUUACCCGAGACGGGCACUCUCUCUCGCCUUGGUGCUUUGAGAACUAACUGUCACAAACAAGGAGUAUAGGAUUUUUUUUUCUUUUUUUAGAGCUAGAUUCAAUCAGGUAUCUGAAAUGUGAGUUAAUAUAAUUACUUUAUAUUUUUGUGUAGUUAUUAUUUUCCAUUUAUUGUGCCUCUGGCCGCAGUGUUCACGUCCUUUGCGGCCAGCACUUAUGGUUCUCAUCACUCAUUGCCACCCAGAUGCUGUAUUCCCGCUUCCUUUAUUCUACUUCUGUGGUUGAGAUAGGGUCCCACUCAGUAGCCCAGGCUGGCCUCAAACUGUGGGUCUUCUAGCCUUGGUGUCUCAAGUGCUGGUACCACAGGUAUGGCCGCUCACCCACUUCCAAAUUCCAUAUUUUCAAACACACUUUGUGUGUGUGGUCCCCAAUUUUAAUGUACAAAGAUAUUGCAAUAUAAUGCUUUGCUUUAAAAUACAUUUCCCCCUCUCUCUCAAAGCUGCUUUAAGGACAGUUAGUGAGGGCACUUGCUGCCUACCCUGACAACCUGAGUUCAAUCCCAAGGACCCACCUGGUAGAAGGAAACAGCCUUGGAGGUUGUCCUCUGACCUCACACACAUGCUUACACACAGAGUAAGUAAAUGUAGUUAAAAGAACGCACGUGGGUGUUUCAGGCACUUGACGCACAGUGCAGGAUGAUGCGGUUGCUGCUUCACAGCCAUGGUAAACUCAUUAGGAAUUCUGGCAAAAGAGACUGCAGUUGCCAGUGAGCAGAGGUGAAGCGUUAGGUAGAUUCCAGGUUGCGGUGUGGAUAACUGAAUGAAGGUUAGGGUAGAAGCUGGUAGAGUAUUUAAUAGUCCCAUGACCAGGCACUAUUCCUUAGCACUUGGUUUUAGCAUGAGUUCCAGGGUUCAGAUGCCAAGCAGAGUGUGAAACAGGUCAGAGGUUUCUAGUUUGUCUCUUGAUCACAGUAAACUGGAGGCGACUCUAGAGCCCAUGACACUUGAGUGAUACUGUGUCUUGGUCCUGCAAUUAAAGCAGUAAUUGGAGAAAGUUCACACAGACCUGUCUAACAGUGACCUUCAGACUUGCCUAUUCCCCAACCUCCAGCAACUGGGGUUGUUUUCUGUAUUUCAUGGUGGCCUGUAUGUGUGUGUGUGUGUGUGUGUGUGUGUGGUUUUUUUUUUUUAAAAGAGUUGAUCAGAAUGUAAAUGUGAUUUGAACCAUGCUUGACUACCAAGCUACACUACAACUUUUCAGAAAGCAUAGUCUUUACUGCAUGCUCGGUAAAGCCUGGGCAGAACAGCAGCCACACUCCCCGUGUGGACGUGGAAGCAGCAGCGUUGUCUUCCCCCUUCAGGGACAGUUGCCUGUCCCGAGGGAAGGGCACUGUAGUGAAAUAUCCCUGAGCUGUUUUAUUGCAGUAGUUUUUUUCAUAUCUGAAAUUGUAUUAUUUAAUAUUUUGAAUAAGAUUUUAAGAAAUAAAUGGUAAAGCUAGAAA
Messenger RNA from Apodemus sylvaticus (European woodmouse), 2417 nucleotides. RefSeq names its product chromosome 10 C5orf15 homolog (gene C10H5orf15). The record is from RefSeq and is a predicted model, not a curated record. The transcript has 3 exons. Lineage: Eukaryota; Metazoa; Chordata; Mammalia; Rodentia; Muridae. Bases 58 to 831 code for a protein of 257 amino acids.